CAUGUGUGUGCUUUACAAGUAAAUAAAUAAUACAGAAAAAAAAUAUAAAAAAUAGUGGUGGUGGACUCGCAACAAUUCGAUUACAAUUGUAUUUAUUAGAAAGUUAGCGGGUUUAGAAAUACAACCUGAACGUGACCAUACAAACUAAUUUGCAAGAAAUAUUGUUAAUUGUUCAGUGAAUACAUAGCUGGCUGGCUGCUGUUACUACUCCAAAAAAGGUGGUGAGAGUAAAGAAGGAGGAGAGAAAAAAAACGAAAUUUUUCUUCUGGUUGAGGUGGAGGUGGAGUAGUCGAAAAAGUUCAACGUUAGAGGACAAUUGCUGAUAGAGGAAACAUGUCUUCAAAUAAUCAAACAUCUGGAGGGGCACAAGGCAGUCAAUCUACAGCUGGCCCAGGUGGAUCCACAAGUGCCGACCAGCAAACGCCUACAGGCCAAACAAAUCCAGACAGUCCCACACGUAGCAGUUUAAGACCCACUUCUAAUACGACGGAUCGUGUUGUAGACAAUGUGCCAUUUCCACCAAGUCAUAAAUUGACCAUGUCUGAGGUUUUUCCUGAUCCCCGAUCGGGUAAGCCCAACCAUGAGCUGUUGAAGCAGCAUUUCAUCUUAGAAGGACGAAUUGAGGAAGCCCCUGCAUUGAGAAUUAUCCAAGAAGGAGCAGCCUUGCUGCGCCAAGAGAAGACUAUGAUCGAUAUUGAAGCUCCGGUAACGGUGUGUGGUGAUAUUCAUGGACAGUUCUACGAUCUGAUGAAGCUCUUUGAGGUAGGCGGUUCUCCUGCUACUACGAAAUACCUCUUUUUGGGCGACUACGUAGAUCGGGGCUACUUUAGCAUUGAGUGUGUCCUCUAUUUGUGGUCAUUGAAGAUCACCUAUCCUAAUACGCUAUUUUUGUUGCGUGGCAAUCACGAGUGUCGUCAUCUCACCGAAUACUUUACUUUCAAGCAGGAGUGUAAAAUAAAGUAUUCAGAACGAGUGUACGACACAUGUAUGGAAGCAUUUGAUUGCCUACCAUUGGCCGCAUUAAUGAACCAGCAAUUCUUGUGUGUUCACGGAGGUCUCUCGCCCGAAAUCCACGAACUGGAUGACAUUCGCAGAUUAGAUCGCUUUAAGGAACCCCCUGCCUUUGGUCCCAUGUGCGAUUUGCUUUGGUCCGAUCCCCUGGAGGACUUUGGCAACGAAAAGAAUGCCGACUUUUAUACGCACAAUUCAGUACGAGGCUGCUCAUAUUUCUACAGCUAUGCGGCCUGUUGUGAUUUUCUGCAAAACAACAAUUUACUGUCAAUAAUAAGGGCGCACGAGGCUCAAGAUGCUGGCUAUCGCAUGUACAGGAAGAGCCAAACCACCGGCUUCCCCUCGCUUAUUACAAUCUUUUCGGCACCAAACUACUUGGAUGUGUACAAUAACAAAGCGGCUGUUUUAAAAUAUGAAAAUAAUGUUAUGAACAUACGUCAGUUCAACUGUUCACCUCAUCCUUAUUGGCUUCCGAACUUUAUGGAUGUAUUCACCUGGUCAUUGCCUUUUGUAGGCGAGAAGGUAACCGAAAUGCUGGUCAACGUAUUAAACAUUUGCUCCGACGAUGAGCUUAUGACAGAAGAAAGCGAAGAGCCCCUGUCGGAUGAUGAGGCGGCUCUUCGAAAAGAAGUCAUACGCAAUAAGAUUCGAGCAAUCGGCAAAAUGGCACGUGUCUUCUCCGUAUUGCGUGAAGAGUCCGAAUCUGUUUUGCAAUUGAAGGGUCUGACACCGACCGGUGCAUUGCCUUUGGGAGCACUCUCUGGCGGCAAGCAGUCAUUGAAGAAUGCCAUGCAGGGCUUCUCACCCAACCACAAAAUCACCUCAUUUGCCGAAGCCAAAGGCUUGGAUGCUGUCAAUGAACGUAUGCCUCCGCGACGCGAUCAACCGCCAACACCCACAAUUGAGGAGCAGCAACAUCAAAAUCAAGGAGGAAAUACUACUACAGGAUCAGGUAGCAACAACAAUAAUGUCUCCCAUAGUGGGUAAUUAUUAGGCCAUUAAGCAAUAAUUAGAUACGAUACCAAGAAAACAGUACAUAUAACAAACACAAAGAGUACACACACACUCACACAGACAUACGCCCAGCCAAGAAGAUUUACAGCUAACACAAUUAAAGGCAAAACAAAAACAGUAUAAAUAUGCGGAAAUUAAUUCUAUAAAAAAUCAACAAAAUUUCCUUUUAAAGUCUUAUCAUAGUAUAAAACAUAAAAAAAAACAAUAUAUAUUCUUAGAUAGUAAUAAAACAGGUUUUCACAAAACUGGAAAAGAG
Molecule: messenger RNA, 2281 nt
Organism: Stomoxys calcitrans (stable fly)
Lineage: Eukaryota; Metazoa; Arthropoda; Insecta; Diptera; Muscidae
Gene: Pp2B-14D
Product: serine/threonine-protein phosphatase 2B catalytic subunit 2
Exons: 2
Coding region: 334-1998 (554 amino acids)
Biological process (GO): calcineurin-mediated signaling
Cellular component (GO): cytoplasm; calcineurin complex
Molecular function (GO): calmodulin binding; calmodulin-dependent protein phosphatase activity
Source: RefSeq, a predicted model, not a curated record